Clonostachys rhizophaga is the source of this 1236-nucleotide messenger RNA. NCBI's taxonomy places the organism in Eukaryota, Fungi, Ascomycota, Sordariomycetes, Hypocreales, Bionectriaceae. The record is from the annotation of a GenBank genome assembly.
AUGUUGGAUCUUGUCGACUUUUCUUCGUUGCCCCCUCAAGUACCUAUUUACCUCUUUCUUGCUUUUUUGGGAUCGGCAUCUUUGAAUAUUUGGCUGUUGGUAUCCAAACGCAGCUUCUUACCUCUCCUUGAUGAACAGGAUUUGAAGAAAGGAGGCCUCACAGGUCCCCCAGCAGGAUGGUGGUCGAGUGAGACCUUUUUCCAGGCAGAGAGGAGGGCCAUUUUCAGCAAGACAUGGAUAUGUGUGAGCCACCGAGGGCGUUUUGCCAAACCUGGGGACUACGUUGCGUAUGAGCUUGCAGGUUUCCGAGUUUUCAUCAUCCUUGGCAAAGAUGAGCAGAUUAGAACCUUCCAUAACAUUUGCCGCCAUCGAGCCUUUCCUGUGGCAAAAAAAGCUUCUGGGUCAGCCAUGGUUCUUGGAUGCCAAUACCAUGGCUGGAGCUACAAUACCAAGGGAGAACUCACUAAAGCUCCUCAGUUUGACAAUGUUCCAGGUUUUGAUAAGAGCAAGAAUAGCCUGUUCGAAAUCCAUACCAAAGUAGAUGGCUCGGGCUUUAUCCACAUCAACUUAACGGGAGACCAGAGCUCAGUGGAUAACAACCUUCAGGAACCAGAGAAGAUUGGGCGACCUGCCCGGGUGAGUCCAUCCUCACAGUUUCUACAUGGUUGGGAGAUAGAGGGAAAGUACAAUUGGAAGGCAGCAGAUCCACUGGGAAACGGGGAUGAUGUUCCCAAUUCGAGCCAAGGGACUUCAGGAAUAUUUUCUCGGGCCUUAUUUACCCACGGACUUACUCCCGCGGGGCAACUACGCUUCUUUCCUCUAACGACCAUUCACACGAAGAGUGGGAGGCCCUUCUGGUACCAGAUAACCCUCUCACCAGGGUCUACUUCCUCAACAACACUGCGCUGUGAACUGUACUCGACGAAGCAGUCAGAGAUCUCACAAAUAGGUGAAAUCAAGGCCACUCUAGAAGCAGAGCUAAAUCAUACAAUCCAACGGUAUGAGGAUAUCUAUAGGAAAGCUCUCCGCCAAGACGCAACAGUAGGAAACUUGACUGAAAAUUACGCCAAAAUCGCGAACACUGUGUCCAAACACCUCAAGCAAGAGGAAGUGGAAGGGUCAGAAAUCAAGCCAGCGACAGUGCAACAGUACCGAAGCGCGGCUUUUUUGAAGGCUGAACAAAGUAAGAUCAAUACCACCAUCUGUCUAGAACAUAGAGUGCCGCUUCUAAUGUGA